UUCAAAACCAUUACUAAAUUCUCAUUCAUAUUUCAUCCCUCUAAACACACCACUACUUGAAGUUUAUACUUUACACAUAGUACACCCAGUUCACCAGAGUUUAGCUCCGACUAUAUAUCCGACUUAUAUUAUUAAGUUGUAUGCUAGAAAUGGAUUCUAUUAUUCCGGGUUUGAUAGAUGAUUUGGGUCGAGAGUGUUUAAUUCGGGUACCCUUUUAUGAACUACCCACUGCAACAUCAGUAUGUAAAAAAUGGAAGUCUGAGAUUACUCUUUCAGAAUUCCGGGUACAAAGAAAACGGGCGGGUGUAACCCGCCCGAUUAUUGUUUUGGCUCAAGCUCAAUCUGAGGGUCCGAAUGAAAAUUCGGACCCAGGUGUAAAGCAACAUCCAUCUAAGCCUACGUACCAGCUGACGGUUUCUGAUCCGACAGCUGGUACGUGGGGACAUCUACCCCCGAUACCUGGGCUGCCCGAAGGGCUGCCCAUGUUUUCGGGGUUAGUUGGAUCUGGUUCGUGUCUUGUUGUCAUAGGUGGUUGGGAUCUUGAGACGUGGAAGGCCUCAAAAUCUGUGUAUAUUUACAAUUUUUUGAGUGGGAAGUGGCGGAGAGGUGAGGAUAUGCCAGGUGUACGGCGGUCAUUCUUUGGAUGUGCUGCAUCUGAUGAUGAUCGGACGGUUAUAAUUGCUGGGGGCCACGAUGAGGACAAAAACGCCUUGAGUUCAGUGAUGUUAUAUGACGUGGAAGAGGAUAAGUGGGUCCCACUUCCUGAUAUGAGUCAGCCACGUGAUGAGUGUAAAGCAAUCUUCCAACGUGGCAGUUUCCACGUCAUCAGUGGUUAUCCAACGGAUAUGCAAGGGUGCUUCGUUAGGAGUGCUGAGUCAUUUAGUUUGUCCACUUGGAAGUGGGGGCCAGUAGUUGAGGAGUUUCUAGAAGCAGGGGCGGGUCCAGGAUUAUGCGUGGCGGGUCCUGAUGGGCGAGUAUAUGCUUGCAUAGGGAGGAGAAGUGGUGAUGUGGCGGUCCGAAUGGGUGAUAGGUGGCAGGUUGUGGCGGAGGUUCCGGCUGACGUGAGAAGCUCUCAUUGGAUGAACACUUAUGGGGACAAGUUGGUGGUAAUUGGGUGUUCAAAGUUUGGGGAGCCUCAAAGUGGUUAUAUGUUGGAUUUGAAGAACUAUAAAUGGACUAAAAUUGAUGUGCCAAAGAAGUUUUCUGGGCAUGUUCAAUGUGGUUUUGUUUUGGAGCUUUAGUUUAGGUUUGUAAUAUUUGCUACAUGUAUUUGUUGCAAGUUUUAAGCAGAGUUAGCGUAUGUGAAUAUGUAGUUAAAUCCAACAUUUUCGGAAGAGUAUGUGUAAAUUAUGAGUGAUCAUAUACUUCUAUGUAAUUCUAUACAUUAUAAAUAUAAUUUUGGUAUA
Messenger RNA from Beta vulgaris subsp. vulgaris (sugar beet), 1406 nucleotides. Its product is annotated as F-box/kelch-repeat protein At1g80440. NCBI's taxonomy places the organism in Eukaryota, Viridiplantae, Streptophyta, Magnoliopsida, Caryophyllales, Amaranthaceae. Gene Ontology annotation, biological process: negative regulation of cytokinin-activated signaling pathway; regulation of phenylpropanoid metabolic process. The transcript has a single exon. Bases 141 to 1241 code for a protein of 366 amino acids. Gene Ontology annotation, molecular function: protein binding. The record is from RefSeq and is a predicted model, not a curated record.